AUGUCAACAACGUUCAUCAAAAUCGCCAUCCUCCUCCAAUAUCUCCGAACUUUUGAAAAGGGUUCCAAGUCCUACACCCUGACCAUCGUCAUGAUCGUCCUCACGUCCAUGUGGGGCAUCGCAUUCAUGUUCCUUGCCUGGGUCCCCUGCAUCCCGGUCCGCGGGUACUGGGACUGGAGCCAGCCGACGAUAGGGCGCUGGGGUUUUGGGACACAGGUGGCGGAGGAUCUGAUCAAGACAUAUGAGGCCCACGCGACGAGCAACAUGCUCCUCGACUUCAUCAUUUUCGCUAUCCCGCUACCGCUGUACUUCAACAAGGAAGCCAAUAAGAGGUCGCGCAAGGGUGUUCUCGGUCUCUUCCUUCUCGGCAGCGUCGUCCUCAUGCUCUCUGCCUGGCGCCUCGUCUCCCUCGUCCGCUCCCGCGCAGGAACCUACCCCACUCUCGACCCGACGUGGUACGCCCCGGUGCCCAUGGUCCUCGCCAUUCUCGAGAUCGAUGUCGCCGCGAUCUGCGCCUCUCUUCCCGUCUUCUGGCCCGUUCUCAGGAGCGGUAUCGGGCAAAUUUUUGUCACGCAUGAAGUCAAGGUCGAGGUCACGACCGAAGAAUAUCCCCGCGACGACGACCUCGAUCUGGAACUGGCGCAUUGCCCGGGCACGAGCUUCUCGUACUCGCAGCCUUCGCCGACGGCGGACACGGACAAGCUGUUUGAGGUGCCGGAAACAAGGAUAUUCGGGGCAUACAUGCAGGGUAAAACCACGACCGAGGUCACCAAGGUUGGGUAA
Messenger RNA from Colletotrichum chrysophilum, 783 nucleotides. RefSeq lists its product as uncharacterized. The transcript is spliced from 2 exons. Bases 1 to 783 code for a protein of 260 amino acids. The record is from RefSeq and is a predicted model, not a curated record. Lineage: Eukaryota; Fungi; Ascomycota; Sordariomycetes; Glomerellales; Glomerellaceae.